AAAUGUUAUCUGAAGAAAGACAACUUUCAGAAUAAGAUUAUUGAGGUGUCUGUGUAGAGGAGCGUUAAAGUGGAUGUAAACUCCAGGCAUUAUCAGCUGAUGGAUUCAACACAAUUCUCUACUCAAAAUAUGCUGGUGACAAUCAUUGCCUGAGAAAAUAUGGCACUGAAGCAGCCUGAGAGGUGAAAGCGGAUUCUGUGAUUCUGGCCAGUUCUGUGACUUAUUGUGUGAGUAAGGAAGGGAAUAAUUUAUUGGACAUGUCGUCAGGAUCAGGGGAGAUCACUCCCAUUGACCAGGGAGCAGUUGGAGGUCAAGAUGAUGAUGGGGCCAAAGUCACAUUUGAAGAUGGAAGAGGUGAUGGGAAGAAAAAGAAAUUCAAACCUUUGGAGAGAAUGUUUAAAUUUUUUAAGAGUGGAAAGAAGCGUUCCAAGUCCAAGGAGAGGGAUCCUAAUAUUGUUUCUGUGAAAUCCAAGUCUACUAGUGCUUUACACAAGGAGGUUCCUCAUGGGGAGGACGACGAAGAGGAUGGCGGAUUUCAGCGUGUGCCUCUCGGGGGAACUCGAAGUAUAUCAGAAGACAGUGUGUUUAAUCCAGAGCAACGAGAUCUGACAGGCAUGCGCAAGACUGCAGUAUCUAUGGAGAAUAUCAAACAGGAUUUUAGGGUUCUUGUGAUGGAUAGUCAUCGUAUGUACCUUCCACCACCUGCUGAAGGGAAACCUGGCGGUCAGGACUCAAGCUUAGAAGCAGAUUUGACUGAGGAUGUUCUCUUCAACACCAGCUGGCAAGAUUCUGUAGGAGGCACAAAAUCGUCAAAGACUGCUAAUUCUCCAGGUACGGCAGUCGACAUGGAUUUAAAUGCUGUGAAGUUAGACACUAAGAUGCUGGACAGUGAGGCUGCUAAACACAAGAUUUCUGUCAAACCAAGGUCGCGUCGGGCAUCCAGUCAACGUGCCAGGACGAAACCAUCAGGUGGAGCAAGUGCUUUGCCACUUCUGAAGGAGGAAUCUCCACCUAAGGAAGUUGCAUCACCAGUAGAAACAGUAGCAGCACCACUGGAAGAUCAGAAACCAGUGGAGCCAAAGCCUACCAAAGAACAGGUCAAGGUCAUUGAUGUAGAAGCCAAGGUUGCUCCAGUGGAGAGCACUUCAACCAAACCAGAAGAACAGGAACCUGUGAUUACUAUCAAGGAUAAUAAAACUAGUAUCCAGAUCGUAGGUAAGGAUAAGCCUAAUGCUGAAGUCCAGACAGUUAGUCCGUCAUUGGAGGCGGACACUGGAGGAAGCCCUAGCAAGCGAUGGAGCAUGACAGAGAGUGAUAAGGACAAAAUGCCUGGUCUUCCUGUCAGUCCUGUGGCUCUGGGUGCUGUCAAACUCAGAACCAGGCCUCGUCCUAAGAGUCUGAUUGAGCCCCCACAACUUCCUCAGCCCAGUGGGGAUGAACUGGCUAAGGCUUUCAAUAAACGCCUGUCUGUUCGAAAGGAAAGAACAAAUGAUGAAUUCUCAGAAGAUUUCUUGGAAGUUAAAAAGGAAUCAGUUGAUGUAACACCAGUUGUGCAGCCAUCUGAUGGCAAAAAGACAUCACCUACAGGUGCUGCCCCUUCAACAGGGGGAAUAACUUACGUGUUGAAGAAGGAACCCUUAAGAAAGACAUCAUCAUCAGAGAGUGCUAAAACUCCGCAGUUGAAGGCAGUUUCUGAGGAGCCAAAUAAAGAUGACCAGUCAAAGCCCAAGCCGACUGAAACUGAAGCAGAAUCUGUGAGAGUUGAAGUGCCCAAGAAAGACAUUGUACCUCCUUCUGUACAGGAAAAAAGUAAAUCUUUGUCAAACAAAUUGGCUUCACCGCGCGAAGAGUAUAGGUUGAAAAGACAGUCCCGCAGUAAGACGUUGCCUGUGCAACCAGUUUCACAGGAGUUCUUGGAUGAAAAGGCUAAUGAGAAUGCUGCAGCUACCAGUAAUUUAAGCCAAAGUGUAAAACAGGAAGCUUCAGACAAUAAAACAGACAUGCUGUCUUCUUCUCUGUCUAAAAAGCCAGAGCCAAAACGUUCAUCUUUGAAAGAGACAAGUAAUGCUGCUGAACCUUCAUGGUUUGCUUUGGCCAGGCGGAAACAGGCUGACUCAGAAAAAGAAGAAACCAGUGAUACAAAGAAGGAAAAUUCACCACCUGUUGGGGCUAAAGUUAACCCAUUACCAUCCUAUGCAGGAGCCAAAACAACCCCUUUACAAUCCUCAAUAGGGGCUAAACCUACACCAUCACAAUCCUCUGUGGGAGCUACACCUACACCUUCACAGUCCUCUGUGGGGGCAAAACCUACACCUUCAAAGUCCUCUGUGGGGGCUAAGCCUACACCUUCACAGUCCUCAAUAGGGGCUAAACCUACACCUGCACAAUCCUCUGUAGGUGUUAAGCCUGCCCCUGUAUCAGCAGGGGAAAAGCCUUCUCCAGGACAAUCAUCAAUAGGAACAAAAACAAACCCUUUGGCGGGUAAAAAACCAAGCCCUACAGAUACUACAAAUACCUCUAGUGCUACCAAGGAGGGGUCAGUACGGAGCUUUAGAGACAAAAUGGCUGAAAAGUCUGAGAGUGCCCCCUUUAACAGGGGCAGUGUUAAAUCCUCAGGGGUCUCUAGUAAGGAAGAAAAGGAGAAAAUAAAUGGGAACAAAAAAGCUCCUGAAACAAAGAAGGAACCAGAACCUGUACAAAGGACACUGUCAAAUAGAUCAAAGUUUGAAGCAAAGAGUUCUACAACUGGCAGUGGUAGUCAAGCAUCAAUGUCUUCCUCGUCUUCUUCAACUUCUUCUGUUCCAGCAUGGAAAGCAAAUUUGGCGAAGAAGAAGGAAAAGGAACCACAAAUCAAAAUAGAAAUCAUUGAAAAGAAAACUGAGAAACCAGUUAUUCCAAAGAAACCUACCAAGGCCUUGGAGGAGAACGUGAUACUACGAGACAAGCCAGUGGUGGACAAGUGCAGUGACAAGAGACAGUCCAAGGUUCUUGAUAUGGUUAAGAGUUUCCAGAAACUUGAGGUCAGCUGAUGUAGAAAACAUUUCAGAGAUUAAUUAGCAAAGUCUGCCUCUGAGCAGUUAACACAAACUGACCUCCCUCAAGGCUGAACCACUUACUUCCCCUGGUACACUUAACUCCCUGGAGGAUGUUAACCGCCAUGUUAGUUUGGGGACAAUAUAUUACCUGUGAAGAGGAAAAUGAUGUGUUGAAGACUAUACUGAUACAUGUGAUGUCUGGGAAAAAGAAUACACUUCUCAUCCAAAAUUAAGCUUAAAAGCUUCCAUUUUCUUUUCAGAUAGUGAAAGUAAUGAUAUGCUUACCUCCCCAUAGCAUUGGGUGAGCUUACCUCCCCUUACAAUGUGAUGUAAGCAUAUACCUCCCCUUGCAUGGUGCUGAGCUGACUACCCCUUCCUCAGACCAUGAACACUUAUAAGUAAGUGAUGAUCAGCACACCAGGACAUUAGACUAAACUACUGCAAAUUAUUUACAACUACAGCUAUUUACCGUUACAAUGAUCCAGAUUGUUUUGUGCCAGCUUUUAGUGUUAAAGGAAAUUUAGUGUCGUCUGCUUUUUAUUUUGAAACUUAGGGAACAUUGACUUGGAUGAUCAUGAAAUGUUUAAAGCAUGAUUGAUAUUGUUAUGAAAAAAUUGUUUAAAAUUCAUCAAUAUUUGAUUAUGUCAGUAAAACGCAUCAAAAAAGUGAUUGAGUCAACAACUGUUAAGGAUAUCAGAUAAUACCAUUAUUAUUUGUCAUGACAACACAAGAUAAAUGACCCAGUCUGGGCAUUUUGAUGCAUUUAUACAUUAUUGUCAUAGCUGCCACCACUGUAUCAUAGAAACUGGUAUACUGACUUUGUGUCUUGCAUUUUGGGUCAUUCCAUAUUGGUUGAUAUCGCAAAUCAUGUGAGGUAUCUGAAAAUUGUGUAAAAUAAGCUUUAGAAUGAACGUGUUAAUUAUCUUGAGUGAUCAGUGAUUACAAAAAUCAAAUUCUUUUGGAAGCAAGUCCUGCAUAUAAAAAUUGAUUUCUGCUGUCAGAAUUGUUUUGUGAACAAGUUGAUGAGAUGUCCAAAUAAGAGAAAUUUUGUACCGAAUAUUGAGGAAAGGUAAUGAUAUGUAAAUGUCAGUUUAUAUAUACAUUGUAUUUAUUCUUUAUUAUUAUCAAGUGUAAUCAUAUGUAAACAUGUUCCUUCUAACUAUAUGAAUUUUAAUUUAUGCCUUCUUUAAUUUACUGUAAAUGGAAAAAUCCAAACCAAUCUUUUUAUCUACAAUUAGGUAAAUAUUGGUUUACAAAAUGUUAAAUGAAAAAAUAAAAAGGCAUUUUUUUGCUCACCUGAAUAUUUCCUGAUAGAAAAGAAGUCUGAGCUUGUUGGUGUUGAAUAUAUAGAAGAACCAAAUAUAAAUUAACAGUUAAGAUCAUUCUUGUUGGCCUGGAUGGAAGCAUUCAAGGGAAUACCUGGGGGGAAAACCACAUGGUUGGACAUUGGUUCUGGGAAUCUAACCGCCACGCCUCAGUGAAAGGCAAGUACAUUACCACUGCACCGUCCAACCACCAACAAGAAGAGCUAUCGCUCUGCUGGCAUUAUAAUCAAUAUUGGAUUGAUUGGUAUCUAACAAAUCAUUAAAAUUGUUUGUUUCUAAAGUGCAAUAUAUAUAGCUAUAUAAGAUGUGUUAAUUGUAGUAUAAAGGUAGUCAUUAAUCACCUAAGUUUUUGUGUAUAUGUAGACUUAUUUUAGCUAUAUAAUACCGUCAGUAAUGUUAUCACUCACUAGAAGGUAGUCAUGGGUAGGCACAAUUUUCUUCUUACGUUAUACACAUAGGAAUCAGAUUAAUUUUAAUCAUCAUAUGCAUUAUUGAGAAAAUGCAAAGAUCUAUUUUCUCAUAGGAUAAAGUCUUAAUUUAAUUGGUUGACAGAUGAGGGUAAUCACUUAAGCAAUGUGAUGGAAGAAAAGGUUUAUAAAUCAGUGAGUAUUGGAAAAAGACAUUGAUAUUUUACUUUGCACAAAUAUUAUGCUUUAUUUGGCUAUAGGUUCUUGAUGGAUUUGACCGCCAGUGAAAUGUAAGACCUGUGUUGAUUUAUGAGAAAUGUUAGUCUAAGCUAAGAAGCAAAGAACAUCCAUUUUGUAAAUAUAUUUAUGUUAUUAGAUAUUAAAACAUUAUAAAAUUUUAACAUUAGUCAUUCAUUCAUGAAUCAAUGACCAAACCCAUAACAGAUACAGUAGAAAUCAAUGGAACGUUAAUUAAUGUGAAAGCUAAAUUAGGAUUUAAGAUCUAAACUGCUUACAUUAUCUAAAUUAGUAGGUCCAACAGGUACCAGGGCAGUGAUGUUUUUAGAAACGGUCAUAAAAGCAUACAUGCUUAUUGGAAUUAUUGUUGACAUUCUUGUCAAGUUUUGCAGUACAUAUAUUGUACUUGUUUGUUUCAUAUUUUCCUGUAGAUCUCAAAAAACGGCUUCGUACAUAUCAAGACGAGCAAUUUUUGCUUUUGUUUUUUUUUAAGAUUGAAGAAAAUCAGGUGUUUGUUAGUAUCUAUGUUCCAAAGACAUCCCGUUCCUGUUUAUAGGUAUGACCAAUUCUAUAUAGUCCUUCAUUACCUGUAAGUUUAGCUGUGUGUAAAUACAGGCCCUGUCCUUUUCGGAUAGGAAGUUUUGAGUACAGCUUGAGAAAAGCACUUUUUAUGAAGGCCAUAAUUUUAUUUUGGUCGUUUUGAGUACAAUUCUUCAUUAGAGGUCUCUCUCCUGAUUUCCAUGUCAGAAGGGAAUUUGUACAUUAUCAAGACCUUGUGAACUUACUUUUGUACAGUUAACUAUACCACAGCUUGCCAAAACUCUACCAUUUCAUAAUGGAUAGUUGGGUAGUAUGAAAAGGCAUUACAGCUACAUGUAGAUGACAUCAUUUAUUUAUUACAAUUAGGUUAGGCCUGUGUUUGAAGGAUUUGAUUGUCUUAGUUUUAAGUGUGUAUUUUUGUUAAAAAUUGUAUAUUAGUGAUUUGAAAGGAAAACUUUACAGAAUCAAAAUUUGAAGGUAUAUUCUGUGUACAAGUGCUACAAACAUAUUAUUUAACAACAUAUUCAAUUCUUGAAAAGAUUUGUCUCUGUCAAUCCCAAAUGAAAAUUUGAAAAGUUUUAUUUUAUAUUAGAGAUUUUAUCUAGAACGUUUUAACUUACCAAAGAAUUUAAGUUUUAAGUUGUCAAAAGUAGAUAAUUCAAACUAUGAUAAUUUAUCACUGGAUAAACAAGACUAAGGUUUUGAAAUUACAAAGAAAUUAUUUUUACGUAUGAUUAUUAUGUUUCUCGAAAUUCAUUGCUGUAACUUGGUGCUUGUCUAUUCAUCCGUCAUACAUAGGUAUUACUUGUGAAAGGACCUUCCUAAUACCAAAGAGAGCCUUAGGCUGUCCUGGCAUGUCUGUCUGGCAGUCCGUCUAUCUGGAUGUGUACACCAGACAAUAAUGAUGAAAGUACAAGAAAUAUUAGCUCUGUCCUUGUGAUAGACCAUGACAGCUAUGUUCAUUAUCCAUUGUCUGUAUGUAAAUAUAAAAUACAAAUUUAUUAAAAAAAAUACACAGUUUUUUA
Messenger RNA from Ylistrum balloti, 6569 nucleotides. RefSeq names its product cell surface glycoprotein 1-like. The coding region runs from base 258 to 3029 and encodes 923 amino acids. The transcript has 11 exons. The record is from RefSeq and is a predicted model, not a curated record. NCBI's taxonomy places the organism in Eukaryota, Metazoa, Mollusca, Bivalvia, Pectinida, Pectinidae.